Paramecium tetraurelia is the source of this 3936-nucleotide messenger RNA. RefSeq lists its product as uncharacterized. The record is from RefSeq and is a predicted model, not a curated record. The transcript is spliced from 3 exons. NCBI's taxonomy places the organism in Eukaryota, Ciliophora, Oligohymenophorea, Peniculida, Parameciidae. Gene Ontology annotation, molecular function: protein binding.
AUGUUAAAUUAAUUUGCAGUUGAAUUGCUUAGGGAUUUGAAUUGUGUAAGAGGAAACCCUCUAUAUUUUGAUACCAGUCUCACCCCCUUAUUUGAAUCCAUCUCAUAGAACAGUGAAAUGCAACAAUCGCCAUGCAUCAAUCCAAAUGACAUCCUGGCUGUAAUCAAUAAUUUUGGGACAGAUAUCCAUUUCCUAUCUGAUCACAUAAUGAAAUAGAAGACCAACGAUUACUCUAAACUCAUUAGCGGAUAUCGCAAGUAUAUCUCUAAAUUACCAUAUUGUAGUCGACUCUCAGAUUCCACCAAAUAAAAAUUUAAAUCGAUGUUCAAUAAGCAAAUAAACAAUCCCAUCAUUUAUUAGUAGCAUUUAACGCAUUGUUAUAUUCAUCUUUAUGAAAACUCAAAUUUCUAUCUAUUAUUAAUCGUAUUGCAAUCCAAAUAUGUGAUUGUUGACUCCAUUACUCAAAAGAACACUGGACUCCACAUUCAAGGAUGGCUGAAUUAUCAUUCUUAAUUGAGUGGAAUGCAAUUUGUUGAUGGAGAUUAAUACUAUGAACUAUAAGAUACUGAUACCAAAUAAAAAUAGAUCACACUAGACAAUCAAAACGUUUGGUUGUUCGAUUUGUUUAUUGAUAACUCAAGUACACAGAUACUACCUUUGAUUUCUCAUAAAUUUGGCAAUACUCCUGUUCUCCAAUUCUUUUGUGAAUCCUAAAUUGGAGAAGUCUAACUCAAAGAAUAAAAGUCAUUGCAGUCUCCAUCCCACCCUAUUCUCAAAUAACUGUACUUACUCUCAGCUAGAGACCCUCUUCAACCUAUUAAAUCAAAUCUAUAAUAUAAAAUAGAAUAAAUCAAAGGCUAAAAGUUCACAGGUUUUGAACAAGAGCACCAUCCAAAAGUACCAUAAACCACUUCUAAAAAUUUAUAAUUGUUUCGAAUUGAAGAAAACCAAUACGAAUAAUCCAGUGCAAAGCCUGAUGAUUUGGAUUUGUAUACCAAAAAUUUAGAGUCCAAAUACCUAAAUGCCCCUAAAUUUCCUAGUCUUAUAGACGGCUUAACCAGUUCUGAUUCUUAAAUGUUGGAUAAACAUCAUAAUCCAUAUGCUCCUCUGACUCACAAGGAAUAGUCUACAAUCUCAGAAAUAAGAAAUCAAACUGUAACUACUCAGGAUUCUGCUAUUAAUGAACAUCUAAGCAAUCUGCUGGAUCCAAAAUAGUUACAAAAUAUUUAUUAAGAUCUGUGUAGGGAAGUAGAAAAUCCUUCGAAUAAUUUGUAGUAAAGCUAACAAAUAUUUUAACCUUACAAUGUUGAGUCGCUCUAUUUUGGUAGUUCUUAAUAGCACACUUCUAAUCGCAAUUUUGAAACUUAGGAAUUAUAUUCAUAACAAUAAUAACAAAAUUAAUUCUAUAAUUAACAACCACAGCUAUUCUUAAAUUAAAAUAAAGAUUAUCAGCAGCAACAAUAAUAGUAAUACUAAUAGUAAUAAUAUUUAUACUAAUAAUAACAAUAAUAAUAUUAUUAUGAAUAAUAAUAGCAAUAGUUAUUCUAAUAAUAAUAACAAUAGCAAUUAUAUUAAUAAUAGUAAUUACAAUAUCAAAUGAUGCAAUAUCAUCAGUAGUUGCAAUAAUAUCCAAAUAAUUUAUAAAUAUAAUAGCCUGAAGAGCAGUAUUAUUUUGAAGAACCUUAAUUGGAGAUUUCUCCUAAAAAGUGGUCUUUUAGUCCUCAAAAACAAGAUGAAUCUGUUAUCAUAAAGAAGAGAACUUCAAAUCCUGAACCUUAAAACAAAACAUCUUAUAGAUAUUCUAUACGUUAAUCAAUAAAGCAACAAAAAAAAUCUGAAUUUUAAUUGUCAAAUACUUAAAAAAUACUCUAGAAGGAAGGGGCUUAAAUAAAGGACAAUGAGAUUCCAUUCAAAUGCAAACUCAAAAUUAAUUCAAUCCACCCUUACGACUUUGUAGAUUUGAGAUCAAAUAGAGCAUAAAAAAAGAUGUAAGAAAUUGAAUAAGGUCUAUUAAGUUAAUCGACAAGAUAUCACAAAAAUCACAAUUUUAAUGCAUUGUAUCGAAAUGAGAAAUUUUCAGACAUUGUUUUACUAGUUAAUGAUUAUCAAUACAAAUCUCAUAAAUCAGUUUUGAUUUAGGUUUCCAACUACUUCAAGGAAUUGUUAGAAACUAAAUAAUGUGAGUUAAUUUUGUAAGUUGACAACUUAUAGUUAUUUGAUUUGGUUUACAAAUACAUUUACUUGGGUAAACUGACAGAUUCUGAAUGGAAUGAAGUAGGAAUCCAUUAAUCAAUUAAAUUUUAUAGAUUGGCUGAGAAAUUAGAGUUAUAUCAAUUGAUAGAAUAAUUGAUAAGUAGAGUUGUAAUUCCUAUGAUGAUCAAUGAAUUUGUACUGGAUUGGUAUGUUAUAGGUUUUAGGAAUUAGAACUCCCACCUUUCUUACAUUUUUAAAUUUGUUUAUGUUUAUACAGUAACUUACUUUUCAUUAAAUUGCAGAACGAUAAUCAAUCAAAUUAGAGGGAGAUAGGAUGAUUCCAUAAUUUAAGAUUAAUAGAUGUAAAAUAGAUACAAGAAAAUAUUUGAUUUGAUGACGCCGGAGGAAAUAUAUUUUCUAGUUUAGCAACCUUUAAUGUAGACUGAUUUCGAAGGAGUUGACAAUUUAUUGUGGUUGAUUACAGAAAAAAAGCAAUGUUAACAAAUAGAUCUACUUAAGUAAUUGUCUAUGGACCAUUUAUCUAAUUGUGGAUUCAAGUACAAAGAUUUCACGAACCAUCAAUUCGAAUAGAAUUUGCCUCUAUUAAAUAAUUAGAUUAUUGUUUAUCCUUAAAGACUUCAAGAAACCAAAAGAAGGAGAAGCUCUAUUUUUACUGAUUAAGAAUUUCAUUAUUCUGAAUCAUUGUUUGAUGAAUAUUCAUUUUACCAAUAAAAUGCAAAUACUUGUAAAAUCAACAAAUUGGUUUAUGAAAUGAAAAUCAACAAUGUGGUUGGUAAUUCAAUUGUGAUUUCAGAAUGUUUUGCCUCCUAAAGUCUUGCUUGGAGAUUGAUCAUUGAUAUUAAUGAUUAGAAUAUCAUAUCAAUCUAUUUGCAAGAAAGGGGUUCAAUAAAAAAUAAUCUAAAGUACAUGAAUCUUGAAGAUAAUUUGAUGGAUGAAUCAUUACCUUAGUAUACCAAAUUGAAUUUUAUCAGUGUCUUAGUUAAAGUAGCCAUACUUAACAAAUAAGAAUAGAGCAAUGAGAGAGUUAUGUAUCAUACUUAUCCAACAAAUUAAUUUCACACUGUGGGAUUUGAGGAUAUAUAAACUGUGAAUUCUUAAUUAUGGUUAAAGGUAUACAUACAAGAAGAUCCACUUCAUUCUGCUCUCAUGCAUUGGUGUGGAUAUAAUUAUAACGAAAAGUUAUGUUAAUUACCAUAUUACACACUCUAUUCACUAUUAAAAUCAGACAUGUUGAGAGUAAGUGAAGAAAAACAAAUCUUAGGGUUAUUGUACAAUCUAUAAAAAUCUGAUUAGGAAUAGAAUCUUGAUCUUUUGAUUCAUCCAAUCAGAUAUUUUUAUGUGCCAAUAGGAGAAAUCUUUACCUUAUCUAAAGAUUGUUAAUCUGUAAGGUAAAAUAAACUCUUUCAAAGCAUUCUAAAUUUAUUGUUAUCACAUUAUUUGGAUGGAAAGUAAAAUAAUUAGAAGCCUAGAAAGACGUAUUCAAGAAUAGAUACUCUAAAUAAUCAAAUGGACUUUAAAAAGGAAUGGCUGAAGUGGCUGAUAUACAGUGACAAUAAAUAGUUGAAAAUUAAUACAAAUGACAUCAAAAAGGAGGUUAUUGAGAAGUAAAAGAGAAUUGAGAAAUAGCAGCAGAAUCAAUAGUAAUUUUAAGUUUAUAAUUAUACGCCAAAAAAGUAAUUUGAAUUAUAAACACAAUAAUCGCCAAAAUGUAAUAUAUUUUGA